AUGUGGGUGAACGAAACAUCCAGUCAUUCUGUACUUCAUCAGAGCGUUGUACUCGAUGGCUAUACUUUAGCGCCUACAAAGAUUACGGCCCCCAAAGAACGCCGACCAGUCUAUCAACAUAAGUGGGCAGAGGAUGAUGACGAAGAAGAUGAAACUGGAGCCUCUGGAGAUGUACGGUCUACGUCGAAUUCGAGUUCUUGUGCGUCAUCUGUGCCACAGGUACGGAAUGCUUUCGUUUGUUUAUAUUUCAGUGAUAUUCUGAGCCCUAAUGAAAUGAAUCUUUUGUGGCUUUUUCGUGUGAAACGAAUUAAGGAAGCACACCAGUGUUUAGAAUCCGGAGAGCAGGAUGAUUUCAAACAAGAUAUCGAAUACAUUUUGAGUACGAUGAAGGGACAGGCUCCCGUCAACAUAAAAUGUUUGAGCACGUUAUCUUUGGCAAGAAAAUGCAUAUCGUCUGAAUUCCGUCAAUUUCUUCGUAGUGAGGGUUUAAUGUCUAAUGUUUUCAAAGGCCUGGCUGAUAGCUUUGCGCUUUGUGCCGCUACCGUAAUUUAUCUUAUGUCUCGUGACUUCAUUUCGAUGCAAGUUGACGCGCAGUCGCUUCGGUUGCUGUCGCAGUUACUUCGUAUUGAAAAAAUGGAGCAGAACGAUGAACAGAAAAAGAACGUUUGGGAAAUCUUCAAAACAUACAUAGAAAGAAUGGAAUCGACAGGGAAGAAGAUUGCAUUUGAUCUCACGAAAGAACAACUAACUCCGUCGUCACUCAUACUGGAAGCUUUGGUUUUUGUUCUUGCUAGGUGCACUGAUGAAAAUUUGAAGACCGAGCUGCUAAAUCUUGGCAUACUGCAGUGGAUAGUAGGGAAAGAGGAAACGAUUCAGCAGCUCGUUAUUCUCGAAAGAUGCUUCAGGAUUCUUGAAUCUAGUACGCUAUUCCACAAGAAGAAUCAAGCAUUUCUGAUUUCACAUCGUGGAAGCGCCUUGAUACAAAUGUUGAUAUUUAGACUAAUGACUAUUAUCCAUGAUACGAUCAGCAAUUGUGCCGUUGGGUCGCAGUUGGCCCGUUCUCAUAUAGCUUGUUUAUCUCUGAUGGCUCGUGUGCUCAUGAAUCUUUCACAUGAAAAUGAAUUGUGUUGUACCAAGCUGGGGCAGGUCCCGGGUUUUUUGCCACUUUGCCUAUCAUCAUACACUUUCCUUGCGCCGAAAUUCGCACCAGAGGACAAGAAGUUUGAUUUGUAUGUGAUGAUGACGUCUUUGUGUGUCAAUUUGGUGGAAAGAUGUAACUCUAAUCGUAGAAAACUUAUCGAGACUACUGUGAAAGUUCACGCUGAUAAUGGUGAAGAUACUGAGCACAAAGCACUCGAUGCGCUUUUAUUCACGGUCCACGAAGCGAAGGCACGGAAUAUUGAUGAGGAUUUAGACAAAGACUUGGCUUUUGAGGAACCUGCCGAUGAUGACAAUAAUGACACCGAUGAAGAAUGUCGCGAUGAUGGGCGAUUGGAUCGAGCAAAAUUAAAUGAUAUGAAUGAGAGUGAGAUGUUGCAAGCAGUGCAAAAUGCUAUGAGCAAGGCAUCUGCACACAUGGAGGACAGUGUCGUUGCUUCUUAUGUCGCUCUACUGAUAGGCUGCUUAUUGCAACAAAAUGAGGGUCACGCAGCCAUAGUGCGGUCACAUCUCCAGGGUGGUUCAUUUGCAACAAUGAUCGAUCAAUUACAACGUUUCUUGGACUUCAUGAAAAUUGCGGUGGGUUCCGACGCGAUUGUGGUUAUUUUUGAUUUAUUUUGA
This is a messenger RNA of Haemonchus placei, 1779 nucleotides long. Lineage: Eukaryota; Metazoa; Nematoda; Chromadorea; Rhabditida; Trichostrongylidae. The record is from the annotation of a GenBank genome assembly.